Monoraphidium neglectum is the source of this 573-nucleotide messenger RNA. RefSeq lists its product as hypothetical. The record is from RefSeq and is a predicted model, not a curated record. NCBI's taxonomy places the organism in Eukaryota, Viridiplantae, Chlorophyta, Chlorophyceae, Sphaeropleales, Selenastraceae. Gene Ontology annotation, cellular component: 90S preribosome; nucleolus. Gene Ontology annotation, biological process: endonucleolytic cleavage in ITS1 to separate SSU-rRNA from 5.8S rRNA and LSU-rRNA from tricistronic rRNA transcript (SSU-rRNA, 5.8S rRNA, LSU-rRNA). The transcript is spliced from 4 exons. Bases 1 to 573 code for a protein of 190 amino acids.
AUGCCGAAGCAAAAGCUCCUGCUAGACGAUGAGGAGGAGCCUCAGGACUUUACCAUCAAGGUCAACGAGGACUUCGCCAAGCGCUUUGAGCACAACAAGCGGCGCGAGGAGCUGCACCGCCUGCAAGAGAAGCACCCGCACAUGGCAGCGAAGCUUGCGGACAAAUUUGCAAAGCAGGCCGGAAAGCAGCAGCCCGGCGGCCAGAAGCAGCAGCAGCAGCAGAACGGCGGCGGCGGCGGCGGCGGCAAUGACGGCAGCGACGAGGACGACAGCGCAUCGGAGGAUGACGACGAGGAGGAGCCGCCGGACGACACCGAAAAGGCGAGCACACGGGGUGGCCGGCCGCUGCAGGCGCGGCGGCCGUCCGGGCGGUGCGACGGGGUUCUCUCCACCCUCAUUAAGAUUAGGCGCCACGACCCCGAGGUGUUCAAACCCGAGGUCCACUUUUUUGCUGACGACGAGGACGGCGCUGACGAGGACGGGGACGGCGGGGACGGGGAGGGGCGCGGCGGCAAGGAGAAGCCGAUGUACCUGAGGAGUGUCUUGGCGCAGCAGGUGUGGGCCGGCGUCUGA